UGACUCCAGAUGUCCAUCUAAGAUCAAUGGGUCCUUCUAAUCCUGAGGAACCUUCUAAUAAAUCCCAUACUAUGACUUCAGAUCUCCAUCUCAGUUCUCACAGUGCUGACAGAUCAACAGAUCCAUCCGACCCCCAGAAAUCCUCUUCAAGCCAUGAGGAACCUCACACAGGAGGGAGCUCAUUGUCAUGUUUGGUGUGCGGGAAAACAUUCACUAAGAAAAAAGGACUUUAUAAACACCAGAAAACUCACAAGACUGAACUUCCUUAUUCGUGUUCUCAGUGCGGAAAAUGUUUUUCUAAGAAAGAAAGCCUUGUUGUACACCUGAGAAUUCACACUGGUGAGCGUCCCUUUUGUUGUUCAGAGUGCGGGAAAUGUUUUUCUGAAAAGGGAUGCCUUCGUAUACACCAAAGAGGUCACACUGGUGAGCGUCCCUAUUCAUGUUCGGAUUGUGGGAAAUGUUUUCAAAGCAAAGGAUCCCUUCUUACACACCAGAAACUUCAUACGGGUGAGCGUCCCUUUUCCUGUUCAGAGUGCGGAAGAUGGUUUUCCAAGAAAGAAAACCUUCUUAUACACCAAAGAAUUCAUACGGGUGAGCGUCCCUUUUUAUGUUUAGAGUGCGGGAAAAGUUUUUCAGAGAAAAGAAGCCUUCUGAAACACCAACGAAGUCACACUGGUGAGCGUCCUUUUUCCUGUUUAGAGUGCGGGAAAUCUUUUUCUGCCCAAGGAAACCUUCAUAAACACCAGAGAAUACACACAGGUGAGCGUCCCUUCUCCUGUUUAGAGUGUGGAAAAUGUUUUUCUGAGCAAGGAAACCUUCGUAAACACCAGAGAAUUCAUACAGGUGAGCGUCCGUUUUCCUGUUCGGAGUGCGGAAAAAGUUUUUCGGACCAAGGAAACCUUCAUCAACACCAAAAAAAACACAGUGGUGAACGUGAAUAUUCAUGUUCGGAGUGUGGAAAAGUUUUUUGCCAAAAAAAAACACUUCUUCGGCACCAAAGUUGUCACUCCCGUGAGCAUCCUUAUACUUGUUCGGAGUGCGGAAAAUGUUUGACCACGAAAGAAAGUCUUGUUAAUCACCAGAAACUUCAUACGGGUGAGCGUCCUUAUUCAUGUUCAGAGUGCGGGAAAUGUUUUGCUACCAAAGAAAGCCUUUUUUCUCACCAGAAAAUUCACUCAAGUGAACGUCCCCAUUCAUGUUCAGAGUGCGGGAAAUGUUUCAUCACAAAAGCAGCCCUUGUUAGACAUCAGAAAAUUCACACGGAUGAGCGUCUUUAUUCAUGCUCAGAGUGCGGGAAAUGUUUCACUAUCAAAGCAAACCUUGUUUCUCACCAGAAAAUUCACUUGGGUGAGCAUCCAUAUUCAUGUUCAGAGUGCGGGAAAUCUUUCACUUUGAAGGCAAGCCUUGUUACCCACCAGAGAAUUCAUUCAGGCGAGCGUCCUCAUUCGUGUUCAGAGUGCGGGAAAUGUUUCAUUAAAAAAGGAAGCCUUGUUAGACACCAGAAAAUUCACUCAGGUGAGCGUCCCUAUUUAUGUACAGAGUGCGGGAAAUGUUUUACUAAGAAACACUCCCUUCUUGCACACAUGGCAAGACACGGCUCAGAGCAUCCAAACAACUUUCAGAGUGCGGUAAAUGUUGUACAGAUCGCAUAAGUCUAAUCGGAGAGAAGACGCCCAGUUACGCGUUUCGUCAAAUGGACGACGGCUUUUCUCUGGAGAGAAGACAGUUCUACUUGUGAAUUGAGCCUCAUAUGUUGUAUUUCAAUGUUCAGUUUUUUCAUUCUUUACUUUUACAUUAAUAAAUAUAAAAAAACUCUA
Molecule: messenger RNA, 1817 nt
Organism: Rana temporaria (common frog)
Lineage: Eukaryota; Metazoa; Chordata; Amphibia; Anura; Ranidae
Product: gastrula zinc finger protein XlCGF26.1-like
Exons: 1
Coding region: 27-1652 (541 amino acids)
Source: RefSeq, a predicted model, not a curated record